AUGAAACUCAUAAUAUUUUUGUUACUUAUUGCGAGCUGUUACGCUGAUAUUAGUUUAAAUGCAGGCAUGAAGGAUUUUAGUACUGAACUUUUAAGUCACGCGCAAUUAGAAACAAGUGGAAAUAUUGUAAUAUCGCCUUUCGGUCUGUGGACUUUGCUGGCAGCCAUCGCAUCUGGUGCAAGUGGUAACAGUAGAACUGAAUUAGAAAAGGUUUUGCAACUAUCCAGCGAACAGAACAUAUUAUUAGACGAAUAUAAAAACAUAUCCGAGAUAAUACUCGAAUCACAUACUCAAGAUGUACAUAUUACAAGUAAAAAUUUUGUUUUCCUAAACAAGAGUUUUGAAGUAUUUGAGUCCUUCGAAACAACGCUGACUGAUUUUGAUGUACAAAUAAUAAGGCUUGAUUUUGAAAAUUAUGAAGCAGCAGCGGAACAUGCUAGCACUAUAAUAAAAGAGUUAGGUCCGACAGAAUUAGAUGUAUUUAUCAUGUCGAAGAUGAUUUUAACAAAUUUAAUAUCUUUUAAAGGACUUUGGCUAAUGCCUUUCAAUACUUCUGAUACAAAUGUUGAACCGUUUUAUGAUGAAAAUGGAAACCAAAUAGGUUCAGUGAAAAUGAUGUAUCAAAGAAGAGAACUGUUUUUUUCGAACCUACAGACUCUACAAGCCCAUGUAAUAGAACUUCCUUAUGGAAAUAACAACAUGUACUCUAUGCUUAUAGUAUUGCCCUACCCAAAAGUAAAACUAAGUGAAAUGUACAAGAAAUUCACAGAAGUAACAUUGCAAGAUAUAUUCGAAAAACUGGACAAUGACACGAAAGAAUUCGACUUACAAUUGGUCGAUUUGAGAUUGCCUCGAUUCGAAAUUAGUACUAACAUAGUUUUGAAUAAGUCAUUAAAUAAAAUAGGUAUUUAUAGCAUAUUUAAUCAAAAGACAGCUAACUUGGAGAAAAUAACUACAGAAAAAAUAUACAUGUCAACUAUAGUUCAGAAAGCUAGAAUUGAAGUAACCGAAGCUGGUACGAAGACAUCUGCUGAUACGACGGCUAACAUUACCAAUCAUAUAGGCACAUUUUAUUUUACUGCUAAUCGCCCAUUCGCUUAUUUUAUUGUCGAAAAGACUACAAAAACCGUACUAUUUAAUGGGAUCUACUCAGAACCAAUCUUGUUU
Messenger RNA from Brenthis ino (lesser marbled fritillary), 1167 nucleotides. The record is from the annotation of a GenBank genome assembly. Lineage: Eukaryota; Metazoa; Arthropoda; Insecta; Lepidoptera; Nymphalidae.